ACAUACCUUGAGAAGGUAGUCUCAGUUGAGCUGGAUGUUCUGGAAACAGAGUGUCACGUGUUGGAUCCAACUCCUGUCGAGAAUUGUACUGUAAGACAACAGGAUCACCAUGCUGUUAAAUCAGAAUGUGUUGUCAGGAUCCACAGAGAGAACGGCGACAAAGUGUCUGGUGCAAACUGCCACUCAAAACCAGAUUCUGUGGAAAAUGUGCGUCGAAAUUGUCCAAAAUGUCCAAUUCUGGUGCCUCUGAAUGACCCUCAUGUGGUACAAUCUGUUGAAUACGUGCUCCAUAAACACAAUGAACAACAGCCUAACCAUGCUUAUGAAGUGCUUGAGAUUUCAAGAGGACAGCACCAAUAUGAGCCUGAAGCUUUCUACGUGGAGUUUGCUAUUGUGGAGACCAACUGCUCUGCUCAGGAAGCUCAUGAUGACCAUCAUGACUGCCAUCCCAAAGCAGCAGGAGAAGCACAUAUUGGAUUCUGCAGAGCGACUGUUUUUAGAUCACAUGCUGCCCUUGAAAAACCUAAAGAUGAACAGUAUGAGUCGGACUGUGUCAUCUUUGAUGUCAAGGAGGGACAUUCUCACACCCAUUUGAUUGAGCAUCACUAUGGAAAAAAUAUUCCUUCACCAGGACACAACAAUGUUGUCCUGGACCUCGCCCAUUCGCACAAUCACACAAGCUCCCCUUAUGUCUCUGAUUCUCACGAACGUGUGGUAGAAGUGAUAAAAGUGAUAGAACUCCCACUUCCUGUGGCCAAAAGAGAAGCUCCAACAGAGACAGCACGUGAUCACGCAAAAGCUGCACCCUUGUGUCCAGGAAAAAUACAUCACUUCAAGUUGUAGGCCAGCCAUGCCAGAGAGCAGAGAGAAGCCGCCCAGUUAGUGCCAAACCCCUUUUCCAAAUCUGAACUCAAACCUUGAAUCCAAAAAGGAGUUUUACUCUGAUACAUUAUAGUAUUGGCCAAGUGUUGUGAUCACCCGUUGUUGUUGUUACAAGAAAGAGGCUUUGUAUUUGUGCCUUUCUGCUUUUAGAAAUGCAGAUCUCACUGUGUACUUAACAUCUUCCAGUCUCCCUCUGUUCAGCCAAGGAACGACUAGAAAGUUGAAGAGAAGUUAUAUUAGCCCCAAAAUCAAAAUUCUUCUUCUUUUUUU
Messenger RNA from Notechis scutatus (mainland tiger snake), 1152 nucleotides. The record is from RefSeq and is a predicted model, not a curated record. NCBI's taxonomy places the organism in Eukaryota, Metazoa, Chordata, Lepidosauria, Squamata, Elapidae.